Echinops telfairi (small Madagascar hedgehog) is the source of this 841-nucleotide messenger RNA. Its product is annotated as 40S ribosomal protein S3a-like. NCBI's taxonomy places the organism in Eukaryota, Metazoa, Chordata, Mammalia, Afrosoricida, Tenrecidae. Gene Ontology annotation, biological process: translation. Gene Ontology annotation, cellular component: cytosol; ribosome. Gene Ontology annotation, molecular function: structural constituent of ribosome. The record is from RefSeq and is a predicted model, not a curated record.
CUGCACGGCGCCAUGGCGGUUGGCAAAAACAAGCGCCUUACAAAAGGUGGCAAAAAAGGAGCUAAGAAGAAAGUGGUGGAUCCAUUUUCUAAGAAAGACUGGUAUGAUGUGAAAGCACCAGCCAUGUUCAAUAUAAGAAAUAUUGGGAAAACACUAGUCACCAGGACUCAAGGAACCAAAAUUGCAUCUGAUGGCCUCAAGGGUCGAGUUUUUGAAGUGAGCCUUGCUGAUCUGCAAAACGAGGUUGCCUUUAGAAAAUUUAAGUUAAUUACUGAGGAUGUUCAGGGCAAAAACUGCCUGACCAGCUUCCAUGGCAUGGACCUUAAGCGGGACAAGAUGUGCUCCAUGGUCAAGAAAUGGCAGACCAUGAUUGAAGCUCAUGUUGAUGUCAAGACUACCGAUGGGUAUCUGCUUCGUCUUUUCUGUGUUGGUUUCACUAAAAAACGCAAUAAUCCGAUUCGGAAGACCUCUUAUGCUCAGCACCAGCAGGUCCGCCAAAUCCGAAAGAAAAUGAUGGAGAUCAUGACCCGAGAGGUGCAGACAAAUGACUUGAAAGAAGUGGUCAGUAAAUGGAUUCCAGACAGCAUUGGGAAAGACAUAGAAAGCUGCCAGUCUAUUUCUCCUCUCCAUGAUGUGUGUGUCAGAAAAGUAAAGAUGCUGAAAAAGCCCAAGUUUGAGUUGGGAAAACUCAUGGAGCUUCAUGGUGAAGGUGGCAGUUCUGGAAAAACUACAGGUGAUGAGACAGGUGCAAAAGUGGAACGAGCUGAUGGCUAUGAGCCACCAGUUCAAGAAUCUGUUUAAAAUUCAGACUUAAUGUUGACAAAUAAAAGAUCUUAUUGUG